This is a messenger RNA of Tyto alba (common barn owl), 1446 nucleotides long. It is a transcript of the gene DKK3, whose product is annotated as dickkopf WNT signaling pathway inhibitor 3. Gene Ontology annotation, cellular component: extracellular region. Gene Ontology annotation, molecular function: co-receptor binding; receptor antagonist activity. The transcript has 7 exons. The coding region runs from base 83 to 1138 and encodes 351 amino acids. Lineage: Eukaryota; Metazoa; Chordata; Aves; Strigiformes; Tytonidae. The record is from RefSeq and is a predicted model, not a curated record. Gene Ontology annotation, biological process: negative regulation of canonical Wnt signaling pathway; multicellular organism development.
AGCCGCCCGCUCCCGCCCCGCCCCACCUCCGCGCCGCCAGCCCGCACCGCUGAGGGGCAGCGGCGGGAGCGGCGCCUCCGGGAUGCGGCGGGGAGCGGGGCCGAGGCCGCGGCGGCGAUGGCGAUGGCUGCUGCUGGCGGCUCUGCUGGGGGCUGCGUGCUGCGCCGCGGCGGGGGGCGGCGGGCGGCGGCGGGCGGCCAGCCUGGGCGAGAUGCUGCGGGAGGUGGAGGCGCUGAUGGAGGACACGCAGCACAAGCUGCGCAACGCGGUGCAAGAGAUGGAAGCUGAAGAGGAAGGGGCAAAAAAACUUGCGGAAGUAAACUUUGAAAACUUACCUCCCAACUAUCAUAAUGAGUCCAACAGGGAGAUCAGAAUUGGUAACAAAACUGUUCAGACUCAUCAAGAAAUUGAUAAGGUUACAGAUAACAAAACUGGAUCAACAGUUUUUUCUGAGACAGUUAUUACGUCUGUAAGAGAUGGAGAAAACAAAAGAAAUCAUGAGUGUAUCAUUGAUGAAGACUGUGAAACAGGGAAAUACUGCCAGUUCUCCACCUUUGAAUACAAGUGUCAGCCCUGUAAAACCCAGCAUACACACUGCUCACGGGAUGUUGAAUGCUGUGGAGACCAGCUUUGCGUGUGGGGUGAGUGCAGGAAAUCCACUUCAAAAGGAGAGAACGGCACCAUUUGUGAGAACCAACACGACUGCAACCCUGGAAUGUGCUGUGCUUUUCAGAAAGAACUGCUGUUCCCUGUGUGCACUCCACUGCCCGGAGAAGGUGAACCCUGCCAUGAUCCCUCCAACCAGUUCCUCAACCUGAUCACCUGGGAACUGGAACCCGAUGGGGUACUUGAGCGAUGCCCGUGUGCAAGUGGCUUGAUCUGCCAACCUCAGAGCCACAGCACUACAUCUGCGUGUGAACUGUCUGCCAACGAAACCAGAAAUAAUGAAAAAGAAGAUUCCUUACUGGUGGAUGAGAUGCCAUUUCUCAGCUUGAUUCCCAGAGAUCUUCUCUCUGAUUAUGAAGAAAGCAGUGUCAUUCAGGAAGUGCGUAAAGAAUUAGAAAGUCUGGAGGAUGAAGCAGGUUUGAAGCCGGAGCCUGACUCCGUUCCUGACCUGCUUUUGGGAGAUGAAAUUUAAAGUCCAAACACCAGACAGUUUAGUUAGUUAUUUCUAGAAAUUUUUGUCUAGUGUCUUGCUUAUAUAAACCCUAAACACAUACUGCUGGAUAGAAGUGCAAUAAACAGGGUCUUCAGUGGGCAUCCUUCUCUGUGCAACAAACCUGUAUGUUCAAAUUAUUGAUGAAUUCAUUCAAUCUUUGGACCAAACCUUCUGUCAAAGGCAAAUGAGAAAUAUAUCAGUGUUGCUUCUGCAUUAACACUUUCCCCUUGUACAUUAGAAAUAAACUUAUCAGUACUUGUACUCAUUAAAAAAUACACAUAAGCAUA